AUGAAAGUUUUCUUAGCAGUUUUGGCUCUGGCGACAAUAGUCAGCGCGCAGGUGAAAUAUCCUCAAUAUAAUCCAGAUUAUUAUGGACGUCGUUACGCAAUUCUUCGACAGAAUCACGAUCAAAAUAUUGACGGCUCUUACGCUUACAGUUACGACACGGAGAAUGGUAUAUCUGUAGCAGAGCAGGGAAGCCGAAAAAACUUGGGCGUAGGAGGAGAAGCCGAAGUUGUAAGAGGUCAAUACAGUUACACCGCGCCCGACGGUACACCGAUCUUAGUGACUUAUGUGGCCGAUGAGAAUGGAUUUCAAGCGGCUGGUGCCCACCUGCCAACACCACCACCCAUACCCGCCGCUAUCCAGCGAGCCUUGGCCUACAAUGCAGCCCAUCCCGAGGAAGAGGAGCCUUACAACCGAAGAUUCUUCGGGCAGAAAAAAGUCGGGAGGUUUCGCGGGAGUAUACAGUUUAAAGUAGUGGCAAAUAAAAGGAAGAGUGGCAAGAACACGAUGGAGUGGGGUAUGUUAGGUCUUAGAACAACUGAUCUUUACACGAGAAGGUGCCUGAUUCACACACACAAACAUAAACGACAAUCAUCAUCAUCGCUAUUAUCAUCACCACGGUUAGGCGUUCACACACACUCUAAGAGUGGUAAAAUUACAGAUCUAGUGAGCCGGUGCACGAGAAUGGGAAGGGAAAGAUCGGAACGUUUUCGUAUAAAUGCCGGCGGUGUUCCUCUUCGAGAUGCAGAUUCUAUCUUACCAAUUAGAAUCAUUAGCUUUGCCAUUCUUGGCUGCGCAUUCGCUCAAUUCAGCGGUAAUUAUCGGCCUUAUCAAAGACCUGGUGCUCCGAGACCGAUCCCCCAACCGCAAUUUCAGCCUCAGUUUCAACCUCAGCAGCCUCAAUAUCAACCACAAGGACAAUUUAAUCCAAGUGGGCCGAUAAUUCCAAUUCGUAGUCAAACUCAAGACUCAUCACCUGAUGGCUCAUACCAAUUCAGUUAUGAAACUGACAACGGAAUUUCAGUGUCUGAAAGUGGAAGUCCCAAAGGAGCACCAACACCAGAAGGACAAGCUGAAAUCGUCCAAGGACGGUACUCUUACGUAGCCCCUGACGGCACGCCAAUAACCGUUGAGUAUUACGCAGAUGAAACUGGAUUUCACGCAACAGGUAAUCAUAUUCCGACUCCACCCCCGAUUCCAGAAGCAAUUCAACGCGCAAUUGCCUCACUUCCACCCAGCAAUGAAGGCCAGUACCAAGAGGAGCAGUACAAUAACCGCCCGUUUAAUCAGAACAUAGGUGGACCAUUCCGUAGAUUCUAA
Cotesia congregata is the source of this 1317-nucleotide messenger RNA. The record is from the annotation of a GenBank genome assembly. Lineage: Eukaryota; Metazoa; Arthropoda; Insecta; Hymenoptera; Braconidae.